Messenger RNA from Papaver somniferum (opium poppy), 1894 nucleotides. Its product is annotated as galactomannan galactosyltransferase 1-like. NCBI's taxonomy places the organism in Eukaryota, Viridiplantae, Streptophyta, Magnoliopsida, Ranunculales, Papaveraceae. The transcript has a single exon. Gene Ontology annotation, cellular component: endosome; trans-Golgi network; membrane. Bases 178 to 1578 code for a protein of 466 amino acids. The record is from RefSeq and is a predicted model, not a curated record. Gene Ontology annotation, molecular function: galactosyltransferase activity.
UUCUUUUUUGUUUCUCUCUCUCAAAAAACUCGGGCAUAAUUCUUCUUCUCUAGUCCUCCAGAACAGUACUACUGCUAGCAAACACAGCAUUCAUAACUCACAGAUGUCAACAGUUUUCUUCUACAACUCAUUACUUACUUAAAUCCAAAAAAUCCCUGAAUUCCUCACAAUCCAAAUAUGCUUUCUUCAUCUUCAUCUCCUCCUUCAGAUCAUCAUUUCUAUUCAUCACCAACCAUGACUAAAACCCUAAAUCGCAAUAAACCCUUUUCUUCUUCAUCUUCUCUUGUUUCUAAUCUUAUUCGUUUUUUAGGAGGAGCCACAGUUGCGUUUUUAGUUGUUUGGACUCUUUUCUCCACUAUAGACACAUCAAAACCUAAUUUCACCCCGAGAUUAUCCAACACCGAUUCAAAGUCAUCCGUGGAUGAUGAUUCUUUAGAUUUUGAUCUGGGUGUUCAUGGAAUUAACCUCAAAGAAGAACCAGAAUCGGAAAAUUUCUAUGAUGAUCCGAAUCUGAGUUACUCCAUGGAAAAACCCAUAAAAAAUUGGGAUCAGAAAAGAAAAGAUUGGUUGAAUCAACACCCUUCAUUUGCAUCUGGGGUUAAUGAACGGAUUUUGUUAGUCACUGGAUCUCAAAUGAAGCCUUGUAAACAUCCCAGUGGAGAUAGUAUGCUACUUAGAUUUUUCAAAAACAAAGUUGAUUAUUGUAGAAUUCAUGGGUAUGAUAUUUUCUACAACAACGCUCUGUUUCAACCAAAAAUGACUGGUUGUUGGGCUAAACUACCACUCGUCCGUGCUGCGAUGAUAGCUCACCCUGAAACGGAGUGGAUUUGGUGGGUCGAUUCAGAUGCUGCAUUUACCGACAUGGAGUUCAAGAUUCCUCUAGAAAGGUACACAAAUAAAAACUUUAUUUUACAUGGAUGGAAUAAAGAAGUUUUUGAAGUUCAUAGUUGGGUUGGUUUAAAUGCUGGGAUUUUCUUGAUUAGAAAUUGCCAAUGGUCUUUAGAUUUUAUGGAUGCUUGGUCGAAUAUGGGUCCAUUAUCACCUGAUUAUGAUAAAUGGGGUAAAAUCUUAAAAUCAAGUCUGAGGGAUAAAGUAUAUGAUGAUGCCGAUGAUCAAUCAUCACUUGUUUAUUUGAUGCUAAAAGAGAAAUCAAAAUGGGCAGACAAGAUUUAUUUAGAGCAAAAGUAUUAUUUUGAAGGGUAUUUUCUUGAAGUACUGAGUAGAUUUGAUAAUAUAACGAAAGAGUAUUUGGAAGUGGAACAAGCUGUGAGUAAAUUAAGAAGAAGACAUGCAGAGAAAGUCACUGAGCAUUAUGCUGACUUGAGAGAACCAUAUAUUACGAAAUUAGGAAAUGGUUAUCAGAGUCUGAGAAAGCCGUUUAUUACACAUUUUGCUGGUUGUCAACCUUGCAGUGGUUUACAUAAUGCAUCUUAUUCUGACGAUGGUUGCUGGAAAGGAAUGGAGAAGGCUUUGAAUUUUGCUGAUAAUCAAGUGCUGCGUAAUUUCGGAUUGAUUCGACGUGAUCUAAUGGAUCCUUUUUCAUUGACUUCUAUGGAGUUUGAUGAGGCUUCUGGUUGAAUAUUAUAGUAUUAUGGAUCGAAUUUUAUUAAUUUUGUUGUUUAAAAAUGGUCGCAUCAAAUUACUAGUGCAUAGAAUUUUUAAUGGGGUUUAUACUUUAGACUGUGAUGAUGAAAUAGUAAUUUGAUGCCACACAUCUUUGAUAGAGAAAAAAGAAGAGUAUUCUAUGUGAAUUAUCUUUAAUACUUUUUACUUUUACUUUAUAUUUUCUUUAUGAUUUUUUUCUUUUGUUAUGUCGUUUAGAAUGUUAAAUUUGCCCGACACCUAAAAAAUGUAAUCAUGUGUAUAUUAUUCUCUGAAGUUAUUUUGGUGUGUG